Messenger RNA from Jaculus jaculus (lesser Egyptian jerboa), 2452 nucleotides. RefSeq names its product acylaminoacyl-peptide hydrolase (gene Apeh). The transcript is spliced from 22 exons. Bases 103 to 2301 code for a protein of 732 amino acids. Gene Ontology annotation, biological process: proteolysis. Gene Ontology annotation, molecular function: serine-type endopeptidase activity. The record is from RefSeq and is a predicted model, not a curated record. NCBI's taxonomy places the organism in Eukaryota, Metazoa, Chordata, Mammalia, Rodentia, Dipodidae.
CGGGCCGCCUCGGGCUGUAGCGGAAACUGACGGGCCGCCCCAGGCUCCGCCCCACGAGGCCUCACUUCCGGGCUCUGGGACUGUGCUGCUGGAAAGGCGGCUAUGGAGCGUCAGGUGCUGCUGAGCGAGCCCGAGGAGGCGGCAGCGCUGUACCGGGGCCUUAGCCGCCAGCCCACGCUGAGCGCCGCCUGCCUGGGCCCGGAGGUCACCACGCAGUAUGGGGGCCUCUACCGGACCGUGCACACUGAGUGGACCCAGAGGGAUCUGGAACGCAUGGAGAACAUCCGAUUCUGCCGCCAGUACCUAGUGUUCCACGACGGAGGCUCGGUGGUGUUUGCGGGGCCUGCCGGCAACAGUGUGGAGACCCGGGGGGAGCUGCUGAGCAGAGAGUCUCCUUCAGGUACCAUGAAAGCUGUGCUGCGCAAGGCUGGUGGGACAGGCUCUGGGGAGGAGAAGCAGUUCCUUGAGGUCUGGGAGAAAAAUCGGAAGCUCAAGAGCUUCAAUCUGUCAGCACUGGAGAAACACGGGCCCGUUUAUGAGGACGACUGCUUUGGCUGCCUGUCCUGGUCCCACUCAGAGACACACUUACUGUAUGUGGCAGAGAAGAAGCGACCCAAGGCUGAGUCCUUUUUUCAGACCAAAGCCUUGGACAUCAGUGCCAACGAUGACGAGAUGGCCAGGCCAAAGAAGCCAGACCAGGCCAUCAAGGGGGAUCAGUUUGUGUUUUACGAAGACUGGGGAGAAACCAUGGUUUCUAAAAGCGUCCCUGUGCUCUGCGUGCUGGAUAUCGAGAGUGGCAACAUCUCAGCACUUGAGGGCGUCCCUGAGAAUGUGUCUCCCGGACAGGCUUUCUGGGCACCUGGAGACACAGGUGUGGUAUUUGUAGGCUGGUGGCACGAGCCCUUCCGGCUAGGUAUCCGCUUCUGCACCAAUCGUCGGUCAGCCCUUUAUUACGUAGACCUCAUCGGCGGGAAGUGUGAACUCCUCUCCGAUGACUCUCUGGCUGUUUGUUCUCCUCGGCUGAGCCCAGACCAGUGUCGCAUUGUCUACCUGCAGUACCCGUCUCUGGUUCCACACCAUCAGUGCAGCCAGCUGUGCUUGUAUGAUUGGUACACCAAGGUCACUUCAGUGGUGGUGGACAUUGUGCCUCGGCAGCUGGGAGAGAACUUCUCUGGGAUCUACUGCAGUCUUCUACCUUUAGGAUGCUGGUCAGCCGACAGCCAGAGAGUGAUCUUUGACUCAGCACAGCGCAGCCGGCAGGACCUGUUUGCUGUAGACACCCAGACGGGCAGUGUGACUUCCCUAACAGCUGGGGGGUCAGGUGGAAGCUGGAAGCUCCUUACAAUUGACCAGGACCUUAUGGUGGCCCAGUUCUCCACGCCCAGCCUUCCCCCAAGCCUGAAAGUUGGGUUCCUGCCUCCUUCGGGGAAAGAACAGUCUGUGCUGUGGGUAUCCCUGGAGGAUGCUGAACCCAUUCCUGACAUCCAGUGGAGCAUCCGUGUGCUACAGCCCCCCCCAGAGCAAGAGAAUGUGCAGUACGCUGGCCUUGACUUUGAAGCAAUACUUCUGCAGCCCAGCAACCCUCCAGAUAAGGCCCAGGUGCCCAUGGUGGUCAUGCCACACGGGGGGCCCCAUUCAUCCUUUGUGGCUGCCUGGAUGCUGUUCCCAGCCAUGCUUUGCAAGACGGGCUUUGCAGUGCUGCUAGUGAACUACCGUGGUUCCACCGGUUUUGGCCAGGACAGCAUCCUCUCCCUCCCAGGCAAUGUGGGCCAACAGGAUGUAAAGGAUGUCCAGUUUGCAGUGGAGCAAGUUCUCCAGGAGGAGCGCUUUGAUGCCGGCCGUGUGGCCCUUAUGGGUGGUUCCCAUGGUGGGUUCCUCUCAUGCCACCUGAUUGGUCAGUACCCAGAGUCCUAUGGUGCCUGUGUGGCCCGGAACCCUGUGGUCAACAUUGCCUCCAUGAUGGGUUCCACUGACAUCCCUGACUGGUGUGUGGUAGAGGCUGGCUUCCCAUACAGCAGUGACUGCCUGCCAGACCUCAGUGUGUGGGCAGAAAUGCUAGACAAGUCACCCAUCAAGUACAUCCCUCAGGUGAAGACACCACUGUUACUGAUGCUGGGCCAGGAGGACCGGCGCGUACCCUUCAAGCAAGGCUUGGAGUAUUACCGUGCCCUCAAGGCCCGGAAUGUGCCUGUUCGGCUCCUGCUCUACCCCAAAAGCAACCACGCACUAUCAGAGGUGGAGGUGGAAUCGGACAGCUUCAUGAAUGCUGUGCUCUGGCUGCACACGCAUUUGGGAAGCUGAAGACCUGCCGUUCCGCGUGAGGUGGUCAGCCUGUGUCACACUUUGCUCUUGGGGGAUCUCAAACAUCUGGCACAGUGGCCCAAAGGCUUUCUGGUCUCUGGACUCCCUGGAGGAAUGUGGACUACGUAGUCACAAUAAAUGAGGACACAGA